CUCACGUCCUUCCUUGUACACUAUCUCUAAUUUCCGAACAGCUGAUUUGCGAGGGCGAGAAAGACACGAUCAGAUAGAGGAAAGUGGAAUGAAAGAAGGAAUGAGCAAUGGAGUACACCAUCCAGCAACAUUCUGUCGCGCAUUUUUCGUAAGCGAACUCGCUAUGUUCUAGGUAUGCGUAAUCUUUGUUCUAAAUAUAUGUAACUAGCCAGCUUGCUACAAUUUUAGUAUAUCAUAGUGAAAGGACGUUUGAGGAUGCACAAGGUUGUAUGUAUUUUCUAUUAUUAAGUGGUAAAUUGGUAUAUGUAGUCAAUAUCGAGAGGUUGCUGUACCGAGCAAAAAUAUAGGUCACAUGAAAUGCGGAUAGUCAGAUGCAACCUAGAUUAGCUAGCUUGCUAGACUAGUUGUGAAAAUGGCAACAGUAGCUACCAGCUAGCUAGCUAGCUAAACGGCAAAAAUAAAAUCAGAAAAUCUAAAUUUCCGCUGCUAGCUAGCGACCUAAUUCGUUUAAUUAGGCAAAACGUAGCUGUGCAUUAGGUAGUUAUGUGGUCAUAUUUUAACUAAAACAGUUCACUGUCUAAUGUAGCUAUUGCUAGCAGACUAUUGUUUUGAAAUGAGCUUUCAGCGGCAGAUGCUAGACGCCACGAAAAUAAAACAAUGCAAUGGACCGUUUUAACACAGGGGAUCAAUAGGCAAUAUACCCCACGAUGUUUAGUGGAAUUGACGUAUUUUAUAUAAAUAUAUAUUCGAGAAUUAUAUCUAGCUAUGUUUUUUCCAUACGAGCUUGCUGUGCGAUUUGAUAGCUAGUUCCAAUAUUUAGCUAUCUUGCUAGCUAGCUAACUAUGUGAUCAGUUUCCGUAAUUUGGUCAUUUUAUAGACGCUAUUUUCAUCUACCUCAUGCUCAUGAACGUCAACUUAAGGUACGGUCAGUUGUAACGUUGGAGAUUCUGUAUUGUUUACAUUUCUUUGUGUUGGGCCUUUUAAAACGCCAACUGUUUCAACACUCCAAUAUUUAGCUAGCUAACGUUAGAUAGCUCUUUUUAGUUAGCAAGCGAAUGUUCAAAAACGUUGAGCUAGCUAGCUGCCUAGCUAGCUAGCGACAUCACUCAACGGCGAUUUAAAGUAAAAUGGCAUUCCACGGUACAAGCCGGCAGUCGGUGUGCGGUAGCUUGUUUCCUGGAACUGAGUUAGGCCAUAAGUAUUUCAGUGUCAACUCCUCUACUGGCACUACCUCCACUGGCCUCAGCGCCACCCCGAACCCGACUGGGCCGACUGCACCGGCGGGAACGCCUCGCCACCCGUCUGCGCUUGGUGGAGGCACCGGCGGGGGAGCCGCUGUUCCGCAGCCCCAUAGCAACCCGGCCAGCGAGGUACCAAGUCCCGCGGAAAUGGAGCCGGAUCGGCCAAUUGGCUAUGGAGCGUUUGGUGUGGUUUGGUCAGUGACUGAUCCCAGAGAUGGGAGGAAAGUUGCCCUGAAGAAGAUGCCUAAUGUCUUCCAGAACCUUGUCUCCUGCAAGAGGGUCUUCAGGGAGUUGAGGAUGCUGUGCUUCUUCAAACAUGACAAUGUGUUGUCAGCAUUGGAUAUUCUGCAACCUCCUCAGAUAGACUGCUUCGAAGAGAUAUAUGUCAUCACAGAGCUGAUGCAGAGUGAUCUCCACAAAGUCAUCGUCUCACCACAGCCCCUCACCACAGACCACAUCAAAGUUUUUCUCUAUCAGAUACUCAGAGGCCUGAAGUAUCUGCACUCAGCCGGAAUUCUGCACAGAGACAUCAAACCUGGCAACUUACUGGUCAACAGCAACUGUCUGCUGAAGAUCUGUGAUUUUGGGCUGGCACGGGUGGAAGAGCCAGACCCCUCACGUCACAUGACUCAAGAGGUGGUGACCCAGUACUACCGAGCCCCGGAGGUCUUGAUGGGCAGCCGGCACUAUGGCUCGGCCAUUGAUGUGUGGUCAGUAGGCUGCAUCUUUGCUGAGCUGCUUGGCCGGCGCAUCCUCUUCCAGGCUCAGAGCCCCAUUCAGCAGCUGGACCUAAUCACAGAUCUGUUGGGAACUCCAUCUCUGUCUGCCAUGGCCUCUGCGUGUGAGGGGGCCAGAGCACACAUCCUGAGGGGCCCCCACAAACCGCCGUCACUCUCAGUUUUGUACAUGCUGUCUGAUGGGGCCACGCACGAGGCUGUUCACCUGCUGUGUCGAAUGCUGGUCUUCGAUCCAGCCAAGCGGAUCUCGGGUAGCGACGCUCUCUCGCACCCAUACCUAGAUGAGGGCAGGCUGCGUUACCAUACCUGCAUGUGUCAGUGCUGCUACUCUGUUCCCAGUGGCCGGGUCUACACCCGGGACUUUGAGCCUGCUGCCGAGCGUCCCUUUAGCCAUAGCUAUGAGCAGAGUCUUCUCUCUGUGUGGCAGGGGAAAGAAUUGAUUCAUCGCUUCAUCACUGAGCACCAACAGGGAAAACGAGUGCCACUGUGCAUCAACCCCCAGAGUGCCGCCUUCAAGACCUUCAUCAGGUCAACUGCUUGGCAUUCCUCCAAAGUGUCCAGGAAAGAGGAGAGAUGAAGAACAGAGUUGUGAGGAGGUGUGGAGAGAAAGAGGCAGAGAAGAUCAGGUUCAUGGGAGCAGAAAUCGGAGGAGCAGAUGAGACUGGUCCUUCUGAAAUGGAUUUAUAUAAAAAUUGGUUUCACCUUGUUCAUGCCCAACAGAAAAUAAUGCAAAGCAAAUUAAGUGAACCUCGAGAUCAAGAACAGAACCGAGGGGAGUAAGAUGAGAUACAAGGGCAUAAAUAAUUUUAAAAUGCUGCUGAAAAUAAGCUUCAAAGGUUAGUUAAGGACACAUAAAGGAGAAAUAUAGAAAGAAUUAUACUAGUAUACUACUGAUAUGGUUGGUGUAUGAACAAGAAGGAUGAAAAGGAAGUUUGACCCUUAAAUGUAAAGACUUAAUUCAAGCCAACUGUAAUACGACUAAACCUCACUGACCAGUGCUGAGCAUGGCACUAUAUUUAACUGUGCCAUGUGGUCCUAUACUCAAAUGUAGUAGACUUUACAGUACCACUGUAUGCUUUUCCAAAUUCAACUCUGCAGUAUACACUCCGCUACAUUACAAUACAUUGCACUAUGAAAUAGAGCAGCAUGUUGCACCGUAUCUAAAUAUAAUGGACUGUGCUGAAGUGUACAGUAUGGCCCUUUAGUAUCUUAUGUUGGCUGUUCAGUACACGAAACUGUGCUAUAAUGUCGGACUCCUUUGCACCAGUCUGUUGACUUGUGCUGUAGCAUAGGGUUACAUUUCUAGAUUUGCCUAAUGUCUCUUCAUUCCAGCACGGUUUCAGUAUCAGAUCUACUUUUGGUGUCUGUGAAGAGUUACAUAACUAAAUAAGGUGAGGAAAGUGCAAGGUUUCUGUGAAAGCCUGGAUAAAUGAGAUCACAGGGAGACAUGUCAGAUAGUUGGUUUCCACUGACUUGCCUUUGCUGUAUGUGUGCUGUUCGUAACUGAGUCUCACCUACUACUCAAAUGCUGCUGAUCCUGCAAUUUCAGGGUUUAACUCUUGCCACCACCCACAUGUGCUUAUAGCCUUUUUGUCUAUAGAAUGAGAGGGCCAUUAGCCAGAUUUGUGUGUAUGCUCACUAGCUCAUACAGGAGGAAGAAAAAGGAAAUGUUUUGCUUUUAUUUUUUUCUGUUUUGAGAGAGCACAGCAAAAAAGACAGAGGGGAAUGGUGGUGCUUAUAUGUGGGUCAAGAUUUGGGCUCAGGGGAGAAAUGCUAUUUUGGCUGGGAUUUGGCAGAAUGUGGUUGGGCCAGGUCAGCUGUAGAAGCUCCUCAGGCAUGAAAACUACAGCCACAGCAGGUCACUGGAAACAUGGUUAUAGAGGGUUCUGGGGUCAUGGAGAACCACUAGUAUAUUAUCUGUUGCUCUUGUUCAUGGUACUGUACUUCUCAACAGUACAUUUAGGUGUAUGUAAAAUCUGACCAUUGCCCUAGAGAGUCCUGAUUGCUGAUUUUGGUUUUUUUGAGAGUGGCCAUGAUUUCAGCGUGAUGAAUGGUAUUUACCUGUCUACAUUAGGCCCUGUAACACUAUUCCUGAUAUAUAAUGCGCCAUUAUAUAUUUUACUGAACUGAAGCAUAUUGAACUGGGGUGUACAGUAUACACGGCCACAUGCAUUUGUGUUUGCAAGUGUUGUGUGUGGGUAGAGCAUACGGGAGAGUACAGUGUACGACUGCUGUGAAUUAUUUCAUUACCUCAAAACACAAGGGAUCAAAAAUCAAAAGACUGGCCUGUAUAUAAAUCCUGUUAUGUACUGUACUGUGACAAUAGCAUUCUAGACUGUACUGAGUUACAUGGCACUGUACUUCUACUGUUAUGUGCUCCUCCCUCUAUCUCACUAUCGAUCUCCGCACACUGGUAUUUGGAGAGAACGAGUGGCAGGAGAAAGAAAGGGACAGACGCUAGUGGGAACUGUGGAAAAUGCUGCUGUUACGUUUUGUUGUAGGGGCUUCAGAGCUGUAGUUUCCCAUUGCAUAAUUAGGACCAGGCUUUACAUAAAGAUACAUGCUUAAGGGUUUUUGUUUAGUGAACAUGAAGUUAACAAUGUAGAAUUUGAAGUGAUCAGUCAUAGGCAUGCUGAAGCCAAGAGAACUUUAAUUAGUUGAUGGGAAAAUGGAGUCGCAUAACAAGUUUGCUAUUGAUGGAAACAAUGCACUACAUUUCCCACCAGAGGGUGCUAUGGGUAAAGUUUACAUGUGGUGUUGCAAGUACUUGAGCAGCAAGCUCAAGAAUGUUUUGCAAAUGUAUCUGCAUGUGUAUUUAUGGAGAAAAAAAAAUUGUAUUCAACUGCAGUGCAAUGGGAGUUCUGAUCUACGAACCCUGAAAAGUGAUUCAGUUUUAAUUAUUUUAGAAGAAAGUUUUUUGUUUGCUUUUUUUAGAUUUUGUGUCUGUGGAUUGUGACUAAUUUUGUUUUGUUAGUUGUACAAAUUUGAUGUUGUGUAUGGACGACAGAGGUGGAUGAGCUCAGGAGAUGGGUGAAUGUUGUUUUAUAGAAUUUUUUUCUCUUACUGUGUUUGUGUGCAUGUGUGAGAAUGAGAGGGUAAGGACACAAAAGGAGGGGAGGCCUGAGAGGAUGUACAGAUGAGUCCAGGAGGAAAUUUAGAAAAUCUAGAUGUGA
This is a messenger RNA of Megalops cyprinoides (Indo-Pacific tarpon), 5151 nucleotides long. Its product is annotated as serine/threonine-protein kinase NLK2-like. Gene Ontology annotation, biological process: intracellular signal transduction; protein phosphorylation. The transcript has 11 exons. The record is from RefSeq and is a predicted model, not a curated record. Lineage: Eukaryota; Metazoa; Chordata; Actinopteri; Elopiformes; Megalopidae. Gene Ontology annotation, cellular component: nucleus; cytoplasm. The coding region runs from base 1128 to 2555 and encodes 475 amino acids. Gene Ontology annotation, molecular function: ATP binding; MAP kinase activity.